Cynara cardunculus var. scolymus (artichoke) is the source of this 2193-nucleotide messenger RNA. RefSeq names its product oligopeptide transporter 4-like. The transcript has 6 exons. The record is from RefSeq and is a predicted model, not a curated record. NCBI's taxonomy places the organism in Eukaryota, Viridiplantae, Streptophyta, Magnoliopsida, Asterales, Asteraceae. Bases 1 to 2193 code for a protein of 730 amino acids. Gene Ontology annotation, biological process: transmembrane transport. Gene Ontology annotation, molecular function: oligopeptide transmembrane transporter activity.
AUGGAAACCGAGAGUGCACAACCGAUUGAUUCUGACGAAGAUUCAGUACUGAUCGAACAAGUCCGGUUAACCGUCGCCACCACGGAUGAUCCAACACUGCCGGUAUGGACUUUCCGAAUGUGGUUCCUCGGAAUCCUUUCAUGCGCAAUCCUGUCGUUUCUCAACACAUUCUUCGCCUACCGAACUGAACCUCUGAUAAUCUCCAUGAUUUCCGUUCAAGUCGCCACUCUUCCGCUGGGGCGGUUCAUGGCGUCGGCUCUUCCGACGAACAAGUUUGUUGUUUUGGGGCAAGAAUUUUUCCUGAAUCCAGGGCCGUUUAACAUGAAAGAACAUGUUCUUAUUUCGAUAUUCGCAAAUGCUGGAUCUGCUUUUGGAAGCGGAACAGCUUAUGCCGUAGGGAUCGUCGAUAUCAUAAGAGCUUUCUAUCAUCGGAAAAUCUCCUUUCUAGCUGGUUGGAUUCUUGUCAUCACUACUCAGGUACUUGGAUACGGGUGGGCAGGUGUUUUGAGAAAAUACGUUGUGGACCCUGCACACAUGUGGUGGCCUAGUUCUCUUGUCCAAGUCUCUCUUUUCAGGGCUCUCCACGAGACCGAUGACUCGCGCAUGUCGAAAGCAAAAUUCUUCGUAAUCGCACUCGUUUGCAGUUUCUCGUGGUAUAUUUUCCCCGGCUACAUUUUCGCGACGCUCUCCAACCUCUCGCUCCUCUGCCUUUUCUUCACCAAAUCCGUCAUCGCUCAACAAAUUGGUUCAGGAAUGAAAGGGCUCGGGUUUCUAUCAUUCACGCUAGACUGGUCGGUCAUAGCGUCAUAUAUCGGAAACCCACUCGUGACCCCAUUUUUCGCCAUCCUAAACGUUUAUGUUGGCUUUGUCAUCGUCAUGUACAUUGUACUUCCUAUUACUUAUUGGGGGUUCGACUUAUAUAAGGCAAAAACUUUCCCCAUUUUCUCGUCGCAUCUUUUUGAUGGUCACGGACAGGUUUAUAACGUGUCCGCGAUCGUCAAUGAAGAUUUUGAGAUAGAUAUGGCCCGGUACAACGAACAAGGGCAAAUACAUAUGAGCAUGUUUUUCGCGCUCACUUAUGGCCUCAGUUUUGCGGCCAUCGUCUCUACGAUAACACAUGUUGUCUUGUUUACGGAAGGUACAGAAAUAAUGAACCAAUUUCGAGCUUCGACUAAAGGAAAGAUCGAUAUACACACAAGACUCAUGAGGAAAUAUGACGAUAUACCCGAUUGGUGGUUUUACGUGCUUGUUGGCGCUUCGUUUCUUCUCUCACUCGUGCUUUGUAUUUUCAUGAAAGAUCAAAUCCAAAUGCCAUGGUGGGGGCUCAUUUUCGCGUGUGGUCUUGCAUCGAUCUUUACUCUUCCGAUCAGCAUCAUAACUGCGACUACAAAUCAGACUCCCGGGCUAAAUACCAUCACGGAAUAUUUGAUGGGAGUCAUAUAUCCGGGAAGGCCGAUAGCUAACGUUACUUUCAAAACCUACGGCUAUAUCAGUAUGGCUCAAGCGGUUUCGUUCCUCAAUGACUUCAAAUUAGGCCAUUACAUGAAGAUCCCCCCUCGCUCGAUGUUCUUAGUUCAGUUUAUUGGAACCAUCAUCGCGGGUACUAUUAACAUCUCGGUCGCAUGGUGGCUAUUAUCAACCGUUGAAAACAUCUGUCAGGAUCAAUUACUUGCUCCUGAUAGUCCUUGGACUUGCCCCUCAGACCGUGUCUUUUAUGACGCUUCUGUCAUUUGGGGAUUGAUAGGGCCCAAACGAAUAUUUGGUUCUCUUGGCCCUUAUUCAGCCCUCAAUUGGUUCUUUUUGGGGGGCUUCCUUGGCCCCUUGCUCGUAUACUUGCUUCAUAAGCUGUUUCCAAACCAAAAAUGGAUCAAACUAAUCAACUUGCCGGUGAUUUUGGGGUCGUCUGGGUACAUGCCUCCGGCCACCAGCGUGAAUUUCAAUAGUUGGGCUUUCGUUGGUAUGGUCUUCAAUUUCUUCGUGCUGAGGUAUCGGAAGAGGUGGUGGCAAAGGUACAAUUACGUCCUCUCGGCAGCUCUUGACGCCGGUUUGGCAUUCAUGGGAAUACUUGUGUAUUUUUCGCUCUCGAUGUCCGAUAUCGGAAUUUCGUGGUGGGGUACCGAUGGCGAGCAUUGUGGUUUGGCUGAUUGUCCAACAGCUGAAGGUGUAGUCGUCGAUGGUUGUCCGAUCAAUUAA